Messenger RNA from Tarenaya hassleriana, 1924 nucleotides. RefSeq names its product aluminum-activated malate transporter 9-like. Bases 1 to 1473 code for a protein of 490 amino acids. Gene Ontology annotation, cellular component: plant-type vacuole membrane. NCBI's taxonomy places the organism in Eukaryota, Viridiplantae, Streptophyta, Magnoliopsida, Brassicales, Cleomaceae. Gene Ontology annotation, biological process: malate transport. The record is from RefSeq and is a predicted model, not a curated record. The transcript has 6 exons.
AUGAUUUCGGAGAAGGAAUCACUUGAGAUUGAUAUUCAAGAUCGCGGGGGUACCUGUAAAUCAAGAAACGAGAAGAUGUCGGUUGAUGAAGAAGGGUAUUUGAAUUGGGUUUGGAGGAUUGCAUGGGAUUUAACAGAUGAGGACAGUAAAAAUGGAGUGAAGUUCUCACUCAAAGUGGGUCUGGCUGUUCUUCUGGUGUCUAUACUUGUUCUCAUAAGAGCACCUUCUGAUGUCUUCGGGACAAACAUUGUCUGGUCCAUCCUCACAGUCGCUGUCAUGUUCGAGUAUACAGUCGGUGCAACAUUCAAGCGGGGAUUCAACAGGGCACUUGGGAGUUUGCUUGCCGGGAUUUUAGCCAUUGGGGUCGGCCAGCUAGCUCUGCGGGCAGGCCGCAAUGUCGAGCCUGUUCUGAUCGGUGUCAGCAUCUUCCUGAUCGGGGUUAUCACGUCGUUUAUGAAAUUAUGGCCGUCAAUGGAGCCAUACGAACACGGAUUGAGAGUUGUGCUCUUCACUUAUUGUGUGAUUGUAGUUUCCGGGUACCGAAUGGGGAACCCCAUCCAGACUGCCAUGGAAAGGCUUUACUCUAUAGCGAUAGGAGGGAUCGUGGCCAGUCUGGUGAAUGUGCUCGUCUUUCCUACAUGGGCGGGCCAGCAACUUCACAUGGAACUCGUAGAUGGCUUUAAUGCAGUCGCCGACUCCCUGGAAGAAUGUGUGAAGAAGUAUCUGGAAGAUGAGGAGAUAGAUCUUGCAGAGCUCUGCAAAGUGGUGAGUGAAGAGUUUCCUGAUGAGAUGGCGGCUUACCAGAAAUGCAAAGCAACAUUGAGCUCUUCCGCGAAGCUACAAUCUCUGGCCGAUGCUGCAAAAUGGGAGCCACCUCAUGACAGAUUCAAGAACUACUUCCAUCCAUGGUCAGAUUACAUCAAAGUCGGUGCAGUUCUUAGGCACUCUGCCUACGGAGUUAUGGCUCUUCAUUGUGUUCUGAAUUCGGAGAUUCAGGCACCACAUGCACGCCGGAUAACAUUCAAGUCGGAGAUGAGAGAAGCGACAAGCCAUGCCACGGAACUACUCCGAACCCUAGCCAAUGAUAUAAACAACAUGAAAACAGGGGAUAAGACCUCGCUUCUUAAGAGUAGCGACGGUUCCAUGGAAAGACUGCAAACUGCCAUAAACAUCCACUGGCAAACCCUAAUGGCUCAACCUUUAGAUAACUCUUCCUGGCCAGUGACAAAACAGAGUAACAAAUCGAGAGAAAUGGAAACGAGUAAAACCCCGAAAGGCACAGAGACAUACCAUGAGAUGAUGAGGAAGAACCCGAGGAGGCUGAGGAUCAAAGAGUGUGAAAGAAUAGGAUCACUGUCGGUCACUAGCUUCGUCACUUUGCUUCUCGAGUUGAUAGCUCGGCUUGACCAUUUGGUCGAUGCGGUUGAUGAGCUCUCAAUAUCUGCUAAGUUCAAUCAAGAGGCUGCAUGGUAAUGAAGGCAUCUCAUCUUGUACCUCCAUUUGCAUACAACAGUUGAAGCUGUAAUGCUUGCUUUGUUUAAUAACAUCAUACAAAUAUUCUCAUCAUGCAUGUCAAGCAAUAAGAAUACACAGAACUUACAAAAAAAUUUACAAACAGCAGAGCGAGUAACAUUGCAAUAGAGGCUUAUUAUUAUCAGAAUGUUUGACAAACCAACCGACACAGGUGGGCAACCUCUAUUCACAAAUCACAUUAGACCUGCUGAAUAUAAAUAUGUACAGGAAAUAAGGCAAAAGACAAGACCCGACCUCAUUCGACUUGACCCGACCCGACCUGACCCGACCUAACUAGACUGACCCCUAACUGACUUUCCAAAUUCCCACCUGGUCAUUACAACAUAACGUGACGGCUCACCACAUGAGAGAGGAACGUCCCUUCAUGUGUGAGAAUACAAUGCAGGCAUAU